AUGCCGCCCGCGGAGCGGGAGAAAGGGCGGCGCAGCGGCUCCCCGGCCCGGCCGCCGCCGCCGCCGCCUCAGCGCGGGGCCAGGGCAGGGACGGGCGGCAGCCGGCCGCAGCCCCCCCUCGCAGCCACGGGCCGGCGCUCGUGCCGGGUGCCCAAGUGCGCGCGCUGCAGGAACCACGGCGUGGUGUCCGGCCUGAAGGGCCACAAGCGGCUGUGCCGGUGGCGGGACUGCGCGUGCGCCGGCUGCCGCCUGGUGCUGGAGCGGCAGCGCGUGACGGCCGCGCAGGUGGCUCUGCGGAGGCAGCAGCGCGCCGGCCAGGUUAAGAAAGAUGAAGAUGAACAUUCUCUGCUAUCAACCAGUUGCAGAUUAAACUAUCAGCACUAUCCCAAGAAUACCAGCACCUGGGCCAAAAGCAUACUGGCAGGGUAUAAACCUCCUUCACAGGAAAGCCAACUCCUCUUUUCUAACCUGAGUGAGAGAAUGAGGAAACGAAGAACAUUUGCAGAUAAAGAGCUGGAAUGCAUAAUGCUGGAGAGAGAACUUAGGCAGAGAGAACUAAAGGAAUUAGCUGUAGCUCAAAGUCUACAAAGACCAAAUGAAGACUUUUUACCAAGCACAGAAACAAACCCAUUUAGGAUUGGACACAGCCAGCUUUGUGACUCAACAUAUUUUAACCACAAUUUGAUAAAUGUUUGGUUUCCUUUGAUACAUUCAAGCACACUUUAUCAGACUAGAGAUUUUUUCCUGCCAAAUGUAACUACUUUUACAUCAGACCAAAUUGAAAGCAACCUUUUACAGAAAUAUACCUUUACUAAGAAUGCAGAAAAAUAUGCACAAGUGUGUGAGGAGCUGGCUCAGGCCAAUAUUUUAUCCAAAGAACUUGGCUCCUUUCAGAGCGAUCUGAGAUCGAAGGCAACAAAAACACAAGCAAGUUUUGAAAAAGUUAAACAUUUUGUAUCCAACCAAAAGCAGGACAUUGGCUCAGAAGGUUUUAUCUUACAAAAUGAUCCUUCCAUACCAGAAAAGCAGCACGUGAGCCAACAUGUGAAAAAUAAGUGUUCUCUGGCAAAGGAGAACCUCAGACACUUAGCUAGAGUAUCCCAAGAAUGCUAUUCAGAAAUGAAAAUUAAAAAUCAGAGCUUGUCAUUUUCAGUGGAAUCCUUGUUAAAAGUCUAAACAGGUAUUUAGGGCCCAGUUCUACUACUUUGGAAUUCAAUGACAAAAUCUUACUGACUCAGUGUAUCAACUGUGUGCCUGAUUCUCUAACCCUUUCUCAUAUGGGUAGGCCCACUGACUUGAGUCUGAUCAUCGUGCUCCCAAUGAAGUCAAUGCAAAACAUCCAGUCUUUAGUGGGAGUAGGUUCAUGCCCCGAAAUGGGACUACUUGAGUGAGUAGCAAGGUCAGGCUCAGUGUUGAAGAUAGUGUUUUUCUUAACUCGCAGUCAGCACUCUGAAAGUACUCUAUGUAGUAUUAUUUUAAUAGUCUGUAAAAGCAGCAGAUCCAGACUAACACAGCUACCCCUCUGAUACUUUUAAUAGUCCGUUAGUCUAACAAUGUAUGUUGUCUGUAUAUAAAAUAGUUGUAGUUUUAAUUUCUUUAUUUAAAAGACUAUCAAAUAUAUAGAACUACUGUAGAUUUUAUAACUUAAACUAACCAUGUAUUUGGGGAUGGUGGGUGAUAUUUUGGCUUUUUUUAAAAUUACUUAGUGCAUGUAUUAAUUUGCAAGACAAUGUAAAUGGGUGUGUUUGCAUACUAAAUAAAAGCGAUAAGAUGUCAUUUUGUGGAAACGGAAAACCAGUUUAUUUGAAUAAAAUGGGCUUAAUUUGUUGAUGUAAUAUGAUAAAGGGCACAUUUUUACACCAUUGUUCAACAUAUUAAGGCCUCAUUCAGUUGUCACAUUGGUAUAAACCAGGACUAAUUCCAAUGAAGCCUAAUCUAAAGUCUAUUGAAACCAUUGGAAAGACUCCCUCUGAUUUUUAGUGAGCUUAAACGAGCAGUGAAUC
Molecule: messenger RNA, 2003 nt
Organism: Mauremys mutica (yellowpond turtle)
Lineage: Eukaryota; Metazoa; Chordata; Testudines; Geoemydidae
Product: doublesex- and mab-3-related transcription factor 2-like
Exons: 3
Coding region: 1-1176 (391 amino acids)
Biological process (GO): regulation of transcription by RNA polymerase II; sex differentiation
Cellular component (GO): nucleus
Molecular function (GO): RNA polymerase II cis-regulatory region sequence-specific DNA binding; DNA-binding transcription factor activity, RNA polymerase II-specific
Source: RefSeq, a predicted model, not a curated record